UUCCAGUGUGCUGCGCCUCGAGGUGUCUGUUCGGAUUAGCUGCAUGUGCAUGGGCGUAUAAUCCUGGGCUGGAGCAGCUCUUGCACUCAAGCUAACCACUGCCAAUAUCUGAAGUUCCUCCGAGUCAUCUGCUGUCGUUCGAGUUGACUGCUAUUAUGAAUUACAAGAGACGUGCAAAGGAGUCUGUCACGUCAGGCAACGUGGCCUUUGAAGGGGAUGAUGAAGACGUUCAGAAUAUUGUCAUUUUCGGGACGACCGGCUCAGGAAAGAGCUCCCUUAUCAACUUACUAUUAAGCAGAGAGGCAGCGCCCACGUCAAAUGAUGCAAUAGGCUGCACAGCGACAAAUGAGUCUUACCUUUUCUCAGGCGAUGCGACGAAGUAUAAGUUAUGGGAUACUCCUGGGCUCAAUGAAGGCUCUGAGGGACUCGUCCCUGCAAGAGAGGCCCUCGAAAACCUAACGUCUUUGGUGAAGGAACUCAAGCGCGACAGAAAUCGCGCUCCUCUUUCCAUCCUUUGCAUUCAAGGAUCACAGGCUGUGAAGGCCCAGCUGCGCCACUACGAUAAUCUCAAAUCCACGAUCGGUGCUGCCCCCUUUGCCAUCGUAGUCACGGGUAUGGAUGUAUGCCCGUCAAGACCUUGGAGCACGUGGUGGAACGAGCAUCAGAAAGUUCUGCAAUCGUUCAGCGCGGCCAACGUGGACCAUGCAUGCGUGUGUACGCUGCUAGAUGAUGAUGAGUCUGCGGGGUCUCGAGAGGAGAUCAUCAACCUCAUCAAGAGAACUACUCUCCGUUCAUCUUCCAAAUCCAUGCGCAUGGAUCUUCAGGGUGAUGACGAAGAAAAUCACGGACGCACACUGCACCGUGACACGGACCCGCUUAUCCCUAAUGAAGCAUGGCUUGAACACCAACCAUUCUUCGACUGGAAGGGGCUUUUCGCCAGGAAUCAGCCGUGGACAACGCGCAGAAAAGUAACUUGCGUUUGCAUUGUCACUAUCAUCGUCUUGGUUUGCCUUUUCGCGUUCUUUCAUACUCAGAUAGUGCGGGCUUUGCAGCCUGCCGUGGAGCGGAUUCAUGACUUGAAAUUCGGAUGGCUCAUCCCUAUUGCGAUUUUCUUUGUGAUAUCGUUCCCUCCGUUAUUUGGUCACGAGAUAUUGGCUGUCCUUUGCGGGCUUGUCUGGGGCACUUGGAUUGGCUUCGGCAUCACCGCAGCCGGUACUUUCGUAGGUGAAGUCGCCAACUUCUACACUUUCAAACAUAUUUGCCAAGCUCGCGGAGAUAAGUUGCAAAACAACAAUAUCAUGUACGCCGCUCUGUGCAGGGUGGUCCGCGAACGCGGCUUCAAAGUCGUGUUGGUUGCGCGUUACAGCGCUAUUCCAGGGCACUUGACAACAGCCAUAUUCUCAGUGUGUGGAAUGAAUAUCUUAGUGUUCAUGCUAGCAGCUGUGCUCUCUCUUCCGAAACAAUUCAUUACUGUCUAUAUUGGUGUGAUGCUUGAAAGUGACCCCAACUCAUCUGCCACUUCUACCAGCAAUAUUAUUGGUGACGUCGUUGUUGCCAUCACACUUCUUGUGACCAUUGCUGCGAUGUGGUAUAUCAACAAGGCAGUGAACGAAGUGAAACAACAACUCAUAAAGGAGCGUCAGGAGUCCCGCUACCUUGACGUCAGUGUAAAUUCGCCUGGUACGAUUGGUGCAGACGAUGCCUCGUCGCAAGAUGAUUCCUCUUUCGACGAAACGUCCGAUGAUUCUCGUGAUGACACGUCGUGUGGGGCUGUCGAUAAUGAAAGUCAUCCCGAAGGUGUACGCGGUCAUGCAGGCUCCAUGCCACUUCCCCGCCCCACUACGCGUACAUGCAUGCCGGAUACCGCGGAAGGUCAAAGCUAUGGGUUAAAUACCCUCCCAUAUGAUCCGUUCCCCGGUCCUCACGACGCCACGAUUGGCUCUGGGAUGACAUCAUAUGUCAUGGGGGCUUCGUCUCGGACUGGAGGGCCGUCUGCCGCGCGAUAGUACUUCUGCACACGCGAUUAUGCGGGCGCUCCGUGGACAGCAUCCGUGACACGCACCGCUAUACAGUAAAUAUUACGCCAGCACGUUGUGAUAAUUCUCUUUCAAGUGUGGAGUGCAU
Suillus paluster is the source of this 2124-nucleotide messenger RNA. RefSeq lists its product as uncharacterized. Gene Ontology annotation, molecular function: GTP binding. The transcript has 9 exons. The coding region runs from base 156 to 2006 and encodes 616 amino acids. Lineage: Eukaryota; Fungi; Basidiomycota; Agaricomycetes; Boletales; Suillaceae. The record is from RefSeq and is a predicted model, not a curated record.